UAUAACCAUAGACAAACUUCACCUAAAUUCUAUCGUUUUUGAUUAUGACUUUUGAACAUUUGUGAAGUUGUCAAACAAAAAUGGCAGACGCUGCUGUAGAAACCGCUCCAGCAGAUGAAAAUGAUGAUAAUUGGUUAUAUGGAGAAUCAGCGAGUGAACAAAUCGAAGCGGAAGCAUCAACUACUGAUGAAAAAACACAAGAACAGGAAAAUGCUAAUAAGGAGAGAAUAGAUGAUGAUGGUAAAGUACAAGAAGAGACAGAGACAAAUGAGGGUAACAAUGAAGACUCUCACUUCAACGAUGAACACUUUGGUGAGGUGGACAGAGAUGAUCAGGAUCAGACGAAUGGAGACGCCGACAGUCAGGACAACGGGGACACCGACUCUGAUGAUAGUGAUGACGUCAAAGUAACGAUUGGAGAAAUUAAGUCAGGACCACAAGCUUAUGCCAGUUUGAAUAUAAAACGUGGUGUUGGACUUGUAGCAGCUGGAACUGAGAAGCCUCGUCAAGGUCCAGCGGCCGGUAACAAAGUGACUCUUGAAGACUUAGAUGGUCCCGGAAGCAUCAACGGCGUGCCAGCGCUAGAGUUUAAUAUUGACACUAUUGAAGAUAAACCCUGGAACAAACCUGGAGCUGAUAUAUCUGAUUACUUCAAUUACGGUUUCAACGAGGUGACUUGGAGCGCUUACUGUGAGCGUCAGAGACGGAUGCGUGUUAGUGAGGCCGGUGUCGCUCUACACGCCGCCCCGCCGCCCCGCGCCGCCCCCACAGACAGACGGCAACAAGGUCCACCAAGACAUGACGACAUGCCGCCAGGGAUGCCAAAUAAUUACCAGUCCAGAGAGAACACUAUACAGGUGAUGACAGCCGAGCGUCGUGAGUACGGCCGCGGUCAGGUGCGCGAGGCUGCGCCACCCGCCGACUACUUCAGCGCUCCGCCCCCCGACCAUUACUACCAGCCUCCGCCUCACGCGCCUCACGCUCCACACCUCCCUCCACACCAGCACACACCACACUCAUACGAGGAACCCUGGGCUCAUCCAGAACAGACAGGCUGGGCGCCGUCAGAUAUAAAGGAACUAACGCCCGGACCCAUGGGACCGCCGAUGCCGCUAGGCAUGCCGCCCGUACACAUGCCCGCGCCCUACCCGACAUACCGCUCGCACGUCACACACACACACGAAAGAGACCGGGACCGGGAACGGGAAAGAGACCGAGACCGGGACCGGGACCGGGACAGGACCCGCGACGACCGUGACCGACGGGACCGGGACCGGAGGGAUGAGGUGUGUAAGGAGGAAAGAGACAGGGAUCGUGAACGUUCACGCUCCAUUAAACCGGAGAGGAUACGAGAGAAAUCGUACCGCCGUGAGCGGUCUCGUUCACGUUCCCGCCGUCACAAGUCCCGGUCCCGGUCUCCGAGACAACGGGAACGUUCCCGGGACAGGGAGAGGAGUAUGAAGCCCAAGAACAAGGAUGCCAAGGAAAAGGACGAAGAUAAAUAAUAGCGAUUCCGCAGAACACGACACUAGCUAUAAGAGUAUCAGAAACAUUUGUUUAAAUAAAUAGAUUUACUAUUUAA
This is a messenger RNA of Danaus plexippus (monarch butterfly), 1582 nucleotides long. RefSeq names its product pre-mRNA 3'-end-processing factor FIP1 (gene Fip1). The record is from RefSeq and is a predicted model, not a curated record. Gene Ontology annotation, molecular function: RNA binding. Bases 81 to 1505 code for a protein of 474 amino acids. The transcript is spliced from 9 exons. NCBI's taxonomy places the organism in Eukaryota, Metazoa, Arthropoda, Insecta, Lepidoptera, Nymphalidae. Gene Ontology annotation, cellular component: mRNA cleavage and polyadenylation specificity factor complex.